Messenger RNA from Prorocentrum cordatum, 2014 nucleotides. Lineage: Eukaryota; Dinophyceae; Prorocentrales; Prorocentraceae. The record is from the annotation of a GenBank genome assembly.
GGUCAAGGCGCCCAGGGAGCGGGUGGACAUCCGGCAGCAGCUGCAGGUGAGGCUGCCAGAGGGCACCACGCUGGACCUGCUGAGAGGCACCGAGAUCGCCGUGCGGGUGUUCAGCAAGGUGAACUCCCUGCGCGGCGCCCUCAGGAGCGACCCCCUGAUCGGGGAGGCAACGCUGAGACUCGGCAGCGCAGAGGUCAGCGGCGAGACCCGGCAGCACAGGCUGCAGCUGCUGGCGCGGAGGGGCCAUCCGCAGGGGUACCUGGAGCUCACCGUGCUGGUGCACUUCCGCGAGGACGUGCCCACGAGUGGUACGUUCCUCGGCAACAACUCUGCGAGCUUCGCACGGUCCAGCUUUUUCUGGACGCCGUCGGAGCUGGACAACAGCGAGCUGAAGGCGUGGUGCCAGAAGGUCGGCGUGCCGACCCAGGGGCGGGAGCGUGGAGCAAGCGGCGGGGGUCCGUGGCUGGCCCCCGGGGGCACGGAGUGCGCAGUGCGCGGCGCGGCGUCCACGCUCAGAGCGGGGAUCAUUCCGGAUUGGACCUUUCACGCGGUGGCUGAGACUGGCGCGCACGCCGACAAGAGUGGGAGGCUCGAGCUCGCGCAUGCCAACCUCAGCGACGGCGCCGAGGGCGAGGAGGCGGGGGCCGCCGAGGUGCCUCGCCCGACGUUCGAGCUGCCGGGCCAGGCCCUGCAUGGGGGUGCAGAGGCGAGGGUCGCCGACUACGCCCACCCCCGCGCUGGGGCGUGUACUCUGGACGGGGAGUGGGGCCCCUUCGACGCGCUGGGCGACGGCGACGAGGGGCCCCCCGACGACCCAGGCGGCCGCGCCGGAGCCCCAGCUCGCGGGGCUGCCGGGGCAGUUGGCGAGACCCCUCUGGCGGAGUGUGGCCGGCUGUACCAUGCCGCGGUUCGGGUGCUGGCGGCCACGGCGGCCCGCCUGUGCAAGGAGUACCUCAUGGGCGUCAGGCGCGGCGGGGCCUCCUGGCGCGAGGCACUCGUGGAGGAUCUCGCCAAGGGCGCGCCGAUGCUGACCAAGCCGGGUGGCUUGGCCCACGAUCGGGCCGCGGACCCCGUCGCGCUGCUCGAGAAGUACCGCGCGGAGUGGCGCGGGCACUGGAACGGGCUCAGUCAGGAGGCUGCUGCCGAGCGCCUUACCUUCGUGCAGGGGGCGCUGGACGCGAUGGUGGCCGACGAAGGCCUGGGGCAUCAGCACCUCAGGGUGUCGGCCGAGGACGUCUCCAAGGCGGCGUCCCAGUUUAAGAAGGGUGAGCUCUGCGUGCUCAGCAUCGGGCCCAAGGAGAUUGGCAUGUAUUUCGAGCUGGACGUGCUGGCGACCACCACUGCUCGAGCCGACGUGGCCGCCAGGUCGCGGCACGCCCUGGCGGAUGACCACCCUGGCAUCUGGUGGGAAGGCCUGCGCGCGGUCGUCGAGAACAAGUACGUGACGGCCCUCACGCGGCACGUGGUGACCUCCUUGGCAGGCGGGACCUACAUGACGAGGCAGGUGGCCCACCAGUGGGGCUACCUGAUUGCGCCGGCGUGCCCGCGCUGCGGGGUGACAGAUGCGCCCGCCCAUCGUGCCCUGGGCUGCGUCUGCUUCGAGGCCGGCCGCUUGGGGCAGGGGGAGAAUUGGACCGAGGUGACUCCAGACAGUGCCCUGGACCGUAAGGACUGUAGGCAAAGCGACAUCCCUGAGAGUUUUAAGCGGGUGACAGAGUUUGCCCACACCCACGAUAUUGAAUGGUGUGAGCUCACCCCUCGGCCCGAGGCCGGGGUCGGUGACACCCUUUUGUUCUGCAAGAAAUGCUGCCAGUAUGCCACCUCGAAGCCGCUGGGGCUGGGUAAAGCCUGCCCCAGCUUCGGUGUGGUCGGCUGGCAGCGUAAUGAAGCUGCCCAGCACAAGAUGCGCCGCUUCCUGCAGGGCAAGCACCCCAGGUGCGGCCAGAGCGAGAUGAUUAUCGCGCACUGGCCCCUCUUAGCUCAGGUCUACGGGGCAUGUGCCCCCGAGCCAUAG